Messenger RNA from Symbiodinium natans, 1119 nucleotides. Lineage: Eukaryota; Dinophyceae; Suessiales; Symbiodiniaceae. The record is from the annotation of a GenBank genome assembly.
AUGUCUCUGGCGAAGUAUGGCGCUGUUUGCAACAUCCCGCGGGAGCAGCGGUUCCAGGUCACGGCGGAUGAGCUGCUGGUUGGGCUCGGGCUCGGGCAGCACGCCACGGUGGAACUCCACGGCCUGAAAAAGGUGGAGCUGAACGGCAGGCAGGGCACGGUGGUGGGCUACAACCCCGAGAGUCAGCGAUGGACGGUGCGCCUGCAUCACGACCAGUCAGAAGUGGCGCUCCUGGGGACCAAGCUGGUGGUGGAGAGGGCAGCGAGGACCGGCACAUUCAAAAUGGAGACGCUGGUGAUUGACGUGCGCGACAACGAGGACUUCGUGAACUAUCACAUCCCCGGUGCCAUCAACAUCCCCUACAGCAAGAUGUUUAUGGAGCAAGAGCGGACGCUCUCGAAGCUGAGAGAGUGGAAUCUGGCGACCACUCGGAUUGUCACCUAUGCGACUCAUGACAGCAAGUUCAUCCACACCACGGUCGGCCGGGAUCUCUCCGCCUCGAACUGGCUUUGGGAGAUCAUGGGGCACCCUCUCACAAUGCUGGCGACUCUAAGUGGCGGCUUUUCUGGCUGGGUCAAGGAGGGACGCCCGGUUGAAGCAGGGUCCAUGUCAGACAGCGGACCUAGGAAGAUCUUCGUGAGUGAUGACGUGCCGAAGGCAUUCUCUGGGGACAAGGACGCAUACCUCCGAGCUUCAGAAAAGGAGGCAGCCAUGGAGUCGAAGGCCGUCUUAAAUGCACAGACGAGCCACACCGACUCGAGUGCCAUCACCAGCAGGGCAGAGCCAUCACAGCAAGCGCAAGGUUCAUCCGUAGCCGCCGUCAAAGCAGCGGAGAAAGUGCCUGAAGCACCAUGCCUGUGGGAGGUUGUUGGUGGUGCAGACAAAGGUGGUAUCGUUGUCCGGAAGGGCAGGGACACGGCGUCAGAGCAAGAUCCGCAAAGACUGGCUACGGGCGCUUUGGUGGAGCAGUGUGAGCUGGCUGGAGACCGCUUGCACUAUGUACUCCGCAGCGGUGAGGGGCCUUCCCAGGGUUGGGUCAGCAUUCGCCUGAAGACCAAAAACCUCCUUGCGAAGACAGCUCGCUGCUUAGAGGCCCAGGCCAACGCGACUCCCAGCUGA